GGUUCCUCGCCUUUUGCAUCCCUGGAGCAGUCUUCUUCAUUGACAUCUGUACGAGGUCAACUACAUUCCUGCCAGCAGUGCACCUAUGUGACCCUGGACAAGUCAACUAUGAACAGACACCUUCAGAAACACAUGGGCGAGCCUCCCUUACAGUGCCACUUGUGUCCAGCUGCAUUCACUCACUACUCCAAGCUGGUGGUUCACGUGCGCACCCACACAGGAGAGCGACCCUUUCCCUGUGUCCACUGCAAUGCAUCUUUUGUGCAGAAAUACAGCCUCAUUAGACACAUCCGCACGCACACAGGAGAACGUCCCUUUUCCUGUGCCCACUGCAGUGCAUCGUUUGUGAUGAAAUGCCACCUUGUUGCGCACAUGCGCAUUCACACAGGAGAGCGUCCCUUCUCCUGUGUCCACUGCAAUGCAUCCUUUGUGCAGACAAGCCACCUCGUGAGUCAUAUGCGCAUGCACACAGGAGAGUGUCCAUAUUCCUGUGUGCACUGCAAUGCAUCCUUUUCGAUGAAAAGAUACCUCAUUAAGCAUAUGCGCACUCACACAGGAGAGCGUCCGUUCUCCUGUGUGCACUGUAAUGCAUCCUUUGGACAGAAGAACAGCCUCGUGAAACACAUCCGCAUACACAGAGGAGAGCGUCCCUUCUCCUGUGUCCACUGCAGUGCAUCCUUUUUGAUGAAAAGCUACCUUGUUGAGCACAUGCGCACUCACACACAAGAGCGUCCCUUUUGCUGUGCCCGGUGCAAUGCAUCCUUUGUGGAGAAAAGCAACCUAGUGAGACACAUCCGCACGCACACAGGAGAACGUCCCUUUUGCUGUGUCCACUGUAAUGCAUCUUUUUCACGAAAACACCACCUCAUGGACCACAUGUCCCGUCGUCAUGGAAACAAAAAGCCAUAAAGGUGAUGGGCCUACAGGCUCCCUUUGAAAGAGCCCUGCAACACUUUUCCAAUUAACUGAAUGACGUCAGUGAAAGGGCUUAUUGCCUCACGAAUCGACUGACAUAAAAAUGUUUAAAAUCUGUCAAGUACGAGUGGAGUUACAAGGAUUUGUUGCACACUUCAAGCCGUUUCACCUCUCAUACUAGCAAGUGCGCAAGACGGUAUGCAGGUGGGGAUGAAAAGGAGACAAGAAAAUGCAUCUGUUUGUCAGUGGGUGUCAUGAUCUUGAGCACUUUUUGCUUUUUUUCUUUGAACAUGCAGCUUACUUUUGGUGUCAUUGCAGACGGGCACAUGGCGGCAUCCCGCAACGGCCACACUUACUAUGCCGCUCACGAUGCUCAAAUCGGCCAAUGCUGUGAACAUCGCAUUUUUGGUGCGGUCACUUGGGUUUAUGACAUCAUUUGUCGAGAGAAGAAAGCACCAUUUGUUGCUGACUAAAAGAAAUAAUUGCAAAUUCCAGGCUACAUGCUGCACUCUAAUGUUGGGCUCGCGUGUUCUCAGGAGUCCAGCUGCCGAUCGGCAGCGUUUGCUGACCAUGCUGCAAAAGUGUUGCAGGGUCUACUUAAAGGGCCAAUAAACAACCCCGUUGUCCAAAAUUUGUGAAAGAGAGAUAACUCAGUACUUGUACGACACGAUUAUGCUGCCGAAGAUUUUUGCAAAUAAGUGCCGUAAUAAGGAAUUUGCAAAGUAGAACAACCUGCUUCGGUUGGUUUCGGUUUCUUGCUUGGCCGUCCGACCCUCCUUGUCACUCAUAAUGCGUAAGCGUAGCCCGUUGUCGGGACUACACCCACUUGAAUACCGUAACACGACAUCGGCAGUUACGCCAUCGGUGCACAGCCAUUGACCUAGGAAGGCUUCCUCUACGUGUCACUUGUGUCAGAACGGCUUGGUCAGGAAGUGCAGUGCGAGGGGUGCAAGGCACUGGUGAGGUAACGAAAUAUGCCGUGGCGCAUGUGCCCUCUCGGUAAAGUCGUUAAACGCCUCUUUAUCUCGAAUGAAGGAAAAAAAUACUUUUAAGGGCUCGUUUUUCUUUGUUAGACACGAUAUUAAUGAGAACUAACAGACAAUGAUGCCAAGGUAAGUAUAGGGACGUUAUUUGUAGUAAUUAGGAUAUAAAUUAUGUAAAUUUAUUUAUUUAUUUGUUUACAGAUACUGCUGUGUCAUGUUUGAGACAUUGCA
Messenger RNA from Rhipicephalus sanguineus (brown dog tick), 2129 nucleotides. RefSeq names its product gastrula zinc finger protein XlCGF8.2DB-like. Gene Ontology annotation, biological process: regulation of transcription by RNA polymerase II. Lineage: Eukaryota; Metazoa; Arthropoda; Arachnida; Ixodida; Ixodidae. The transcript has a single exon. The record is from RefSeq and is a predicted model, not a curated record. Gene Ontology annotation, molecular function: RNA polymerase II cis-regulatory region sequence-specific DNA binding; DNA-binding transcription factor activity. Bases 109 to 909 code for a protein of 266 amino acids.